Drosophila sulfurigaster albostrigata is the source of this 1519-nucleotide messenger RNA. Its product is annotated as clavesin-2. Gene Ontology annotation, molecular function: phosphatidylinositol bisphosphate binding. The coding region runs from base 278 to 1198 and encodes 306 amino acids. Lineage: Eukaryota; Metazoa; Arthropoda; Insecta; Diptera; Drosophilidae. The transcript is spliced from 6 exons. The record is from RefSeq and is a predicted model, not a curated record. Gene Ontology annotation, cellular component: membrane.
GUCAGUUUCGUCAGCUCUUUCGGCUCCGUUGGACGCAGUGUUAGUCGUCUCCAUAUUUUGCCGCCUUCUUUUACUCCGUCAUUCAAUUUUAUUGUCGCCCCAAAAAACGAGUUUUACGUUUUCGGUUUCAGUUUCAAUUUCGGUUUCGAUUUAACUUUUGUGCUGUGUUGCGUUUUGCGCUGACUCCGAUAAAUAAAAAACUUUUGAAUAAAACAUUAAAUUAAAAAAAGAGAAUCUACAAAUUAAUUACAAAAAGUAGCUGAAAAUAAACAUCAAAAUGAGAGUCCCCACCAUGCUGUCGGAUAUUGAAAGUCUGCCCUCUAUUCAAUUGGGCGAUUUCACACUACAAUUUGAACUCGGCGAAGCCACUGCACCAACCAAGGAAGUUGCGGUGCGAGAGUUGCGUGAAUCUCCCGAAAGACAGAAAGAGGCAACUAAGGAGCUAAAGCGCCUAUUGGAGGCUGAAACCGAUCUCUACUGUCCCAAGGACAAUGAGGAAUGGCUAAUUCGUUUCCUACGGCCUUGCAAGUAUUAUCCUGAAAGUGCCCGCGACUUGAUCAAGCGGUACUACUCGUUCAAAGUGAAGCACUUGGACGUUUAUAAGGAUCUGAAGCCCACACGGGAAGCAAACAUCUUCAAAAACAACAUCCUCACAGUGUUUCCCAAUAGGGAUCAGUGUGGACGACGUAUUCUUCUUCUUGAACUGGGCAAACGCUGGAAGCACAAGCAGGUGACACUAGAUGAGGUCUUCAAGGGCGCUGUCAUUUUCCUUGAGGCCGCCAUGCUUGAGCCAGAGACACAGAUCAAUGGCGCCGUUGUCAUCUUCGAUAUGGAUGGCCUUAGCCUGCAGCAGACCUGGCAGUUUACGCCACCAUUCGCCAAGCGCAUUGUUGACUGGCUACAGGACUCGGUGCCGCUGCGCAUCAAGGCGAUUCACAUUGUAAACCAGCCAAAGAUCUUCAAUGUGGUGUUUGCCCUGUUCAAGCCGUUCCUGCGCGAGAAGCUGCGCAGUCGCAUCAUCUUCCACGGUACCGAUCGCGAAUCCCUGCACAAGUACAUGUCUCCCAAAUGUCUGCCAUCCUGCUAUGGCGGCAUCCUCGAGCUGCCCCGCAUCGAUGGCGAUCAAUGGUAUGAGCUGCUGCUCAUGUGCGAUGCCGAGUACGAAGCCAUCAAUUCAUAUGGUUACAAGAAGAAGUGAGCGGGGCCUUGAGCCCAGCAAUGUGCACAGCAAGUGAUAUUCUCUCUCGUAUAGCCACAACUCGAUUAAUUAAGUCAAUCAACUGUUAUACGCUUCUCCAGCCAACGCUUGCGAUAGUCCCUAGAGCCAAGAAGUUUGCCUUAGUCUUAAGCCAUAGAUUCCAACCUGGCAGUAAGUGUUAUAACUAUCAUAAUCAACUUUAAACAUAUUUAAAUGGGGCGAUGUAUACUUAUAGCUUGUUAUAUUUUAUGCUUUUAUAAUGUACUUACUUAGAUUGUAUAUUUACACAUAUAUAAAUCUCACUUCUAAUAUGGAAACAAA